Molecule: messenger RNA, 315 nt
Organism: Aspergillus ruber CBS 135680
Lineage: Eukaryota; Fungi; Ascomycota; Eurotiomycetes; Eurotiales; Aspergillaceae
Product: Dabb family protein
Exons: 2
Coding region: 1-315 (104 amino acids)
Source: RefSeq, a predicted model, not a curated record
AUGGCUGUCAUCGAACGUGUUACCCUCUUCAAGAUCCCCAACAACGACGACCGUCAGCGUGUCCUUGAACAGUUCAAGGUCCUGGUCAAGUCCGCCACCAAGGACGGCAAGCCCUACAUCAGCAAUGCCGCAGUUGGAGCCUCGUUCGAUGACCCUCGUACGCACGGCUACAACCUGUCCGUCAAGAUGACUUUCCAGUCACUGGACGACAUGAGAUACUACGACAACGACUGCGAGGCGCACAAGGCUCUCAAGGCUGUUGCCGUCCCUGUCAAGGAGGACCUCUUGACCACUUACUUCGAGUCCGUGGUCUAA